This is a messenger RNA of Pneumocystis jirovecii RU7, 1242 nucleotides long. RefSeq lists its product as uncharacterized. The transcript has 9 exons. Bases 1 to 1242 code for a protein of 413 amino acids. Gene Ontology annotation, molecular function: cation binding; protein serine/threonine phosphatase activity. Gene Ontology annotation, biological process: protein dephosphorylation. Lineage: Eukaryota; Fungi; Ascomycota; Pneumocystomycetes; Pneumocystales; Pneumocystaceae. The record is from RefSeq and is a predicted model, not a curated record.
AUGGGUCAAACAUUGAGUGAACCUAUUGUUGAGAAGCAUUCUCAGAAGGGUGGUGAUGAUACGUUAUUGUUUGGGUUGUCAGAUAUGCAAGGAUGGCGUAUUUCUAUGGAAGACUCACAUGCAGCUGUACUUCAGUUAAAUGGUAGUUCUGGAAAGGACAAAGUGAGUUUUUUCGGUGUAUAUGACGGCCAUGGGGGUGAUGCAGUGGCUCAAUAUAGUGGUGAGCAUGUUCAUCGUAUUAUAUCACAAGAUACCUCUUUUAUUGCUGGUGAUUAUGAAAAGGCAUUGAAAAAUGGGUUUUUGAAUACGGAUAAAGCUAUUCGUGAAGAACCACGGUUUAAGGAAGAUCCAUCGGGUUGUACGGCUUCUGUUGUUUUGAUUACGGGUGAUGGACGUAUUUUUUGUGCGAAUGCUGGUGAUUCAAGAUCUGUUCUUUGCGUAAGAGGGGAAGCAAAGCCAUUGUCAUUCGAUCAUAAGCCCCAGAACGAAUUAGAAAAAGCACGAAUUUGUGCGGCUGGCGGGUUUGUUGAUUUUGGGCGUGUGAAUGGGAAUCUUGCUUUAUCUCGUGCAAUCGGUGAUUUUGAGUUUAAGAAAAAUGCUGAUCUGCCUCCGGAACAACAAAUUGUAACAGCAUAUCCGGAUGUCACACAACACAUUUUGGAUAAAGAUGAUGAAUUUCUUGUUCUUGCAUGUGAUGGUAUUUGGGAUUGUCAAACAUCUCAGGCAGUAGUAGAAUUUGUAAGAAGAGGUAUUGCAGCAAAACAAGAAUUGCAUAAAAUUUGUGAAAAUCUUAUGGAUAAUUGUUUGGCGAGUAGUAGCGAAACCGGUGGUUUAGGAUGUGAUAAUAUGACCGUAAUUAUUGUUGGAUUCCUUCAAGGAAAAACAAAGGAAGAAUGGUACGAUAUGAUUGCAAAGCGAGUAGAAAGUGAAAAUGGGUCUUGUAUGGUAUCAGAAUACGCAGAAUUUGAUGAGUCUGAGUAUUCAUAUAAUCAUUGGAAUAACAAUCAUCAAGUAGAAAAUUAUUAUGAAGAGAGUAAAGAACCUGAAACACAAAAUGAAACAACAGUGUCUUUUGAAAAUAUUCGAUUUGGUUGUCCUAGUCGGAUUUUGGUUUUGGAUGAUAAUUCUGACUUGCUAAGUGAUCAUGAUGAAGUACUUUCGGAGAUCAAUGAUUGUAUGGACGAACUUGAAGAUGAACCUGGCAUAGAAUAUGAUAAACAUGAAGAAAUAAAUAAUUUAUAA